This is a messenger RNA of Lactuca sativa (garden lettuce), 1390 nucleotides long. RefSeq names its product syntaxin-132. NCBI's taxonomy places the organism in Eukaryota, Viridiplantae, Streptophyta, Magnoliopsida, Asterales, Asteraceae. Gene Ontology annotation, molecular function: SNARE binding; SNAP receptor activity. Gene Ontology annotation, biological process: vesicle fusion; exocytosis; intracellular protein transport. The record is from RefSeq and is a predicted model, not a curated record. Gene Ontology annotation, cellular component: plasma membrane; endomembrane system; SNARE complex.
CACAAUCUGCCACCGUAUGCUCUGCUAUUACAUCAACCACGUUCUGAUGAACACACAUUCGUCUCUCUUACUUCAAGAAUCAAUUGAUGUUUCUUCAAUCUAUGGCUUAAGCGCUACUGCAUUGAUUUCAACAUCUCGUCGCAACUUCAAAUCUACAUCUUUUUCAGGAGUCGAAACUUGAAACCCUAGUAUCUGUUCGAAGUUGAUUGUUUCAUGCAAAAAAUCCCUCGUCUUGAGAAGAAGAUCUAGCUGCGACUCACCAUGAACGAUCUUUUAUCUGAAUCAUUUGAGAAUCCUCGGGGUCAAGAUUAUGGCCAUGGUGAUCUUGAAAUGGGAACACAAAAUAACUCGAAUUCUGCAGAGUUAGGGUUGAAUGAUUUUUUCAAGAAGGUUCAAUCCAUCGAAAAACAAUAUGAAAAGCUGAAUAAAUUACUCAAAACACUACAAGAUGCUCAUGAGGAAUCCAAGGCUGUAACCAAGGCUGCUGCUAUGAAAGCAAUCAAGCAACGUAUGGAGAAAGAUGUGGAUGAAGUUGGAAAGAUUGCCAGGUUUAUUAAAUCAAAAAUUGAGGAACUUGACAAAGAGAACUUGGCCAACAGACAAAAGCCUGGAUGUGGAAAAGGAACCGGAGUUGACCGGUCAAGAACAGCAACUACACUUUCUUUGAAGAAAAAGUUUAAAGACAAAAUGUCUGAAUUUCAGGGUCUAAGGGAAAAUAUUCAUCAAGAACAUCGUGAGGUGGUUGAGAGGCGUGUGUAUACAGUAACGGGAACCAGGGCAGAUGAAGAGACAAUCGAUCAACUCAUAGAGACAGGAGACAGUGAACAAAUUUUUCAGAAAGCAAUUCGGGAACAAGGGCGAGGACAGGUACUUGACACCCUUGCAGAGAUCCAAGAACGCCAUGAUGCAGUAAGAGAAUUAGAAAAGAAGCUUCUUGACUUGCAACAGAUAUUUAUGGAUAUGGCUGUAUUGGUGGAUGCUCAAGGGGAAAUGCUAGACAAUAUAGAGACACAGGUGUCAAGUGCAGUAGACCAUGUGCAAGAUGGGAACAAAGCCCUUUACAAAGCAAAGAGUCUACAAAAGAAUUCAAGGAAGUGGAUGUGCAUUGCUAUUUUGAUUUUACUCGUUAUUAUUGCAGUAGUUGUUGUUGGUGUGCUCAAGCCAUGGAAAAAUGGCAAUGGUGCUUAGUUACUUACAUACACCCCCAUUAAGAGUUUGAGUGUGAGGUCUUAUUAUUAUUUUAUUUUAUUUACCCUAUUCUUGUGUAAAUUGAGAGCAUUUUUUAUUUUUAUUCUUCAAAUUAUUGACUUGAUGUUAUGUUGUCUCUGAAUGUGUUUGGCUGUACUUGGAAUUCACGGUUUCUUUAAUUCAUGUUCUAUUUGUUCAUUUA